Molecule: messenger RNA, 715 nt
Organism: Coffea eugenioides
Lineage: Eukaryota; Viridiplantae; Streptophyta; Magnoliopsida; Gentianales; Rubiaceae
Product: PLASMODESMATA CALLOSE-BINDING PROTEIN 3
Exons: 3
Coding region: 160-498 (112 amino acids)
Source: RefSeq, a predicted model, not a curated record
AUUGUAUGUGGUAUGUGCUAAUCAACUUUGUAUAAAGCCAAAACUCAUUCAUCCAGAACAUUGUUCAUAUCACAUACGUACUAGCUAGUAGCAAAGUGCAAAAGCAAAGGCUGUUGUAGCUACAACUUAUUCAAGCACAAAUUCUCAUCGUCCUUGUUGAUGAAGAUCCUUCUUGCCAUCAUCUUCUUGUCAUCAGUCCUGCUGCAAAAAUCAGAUGGACAGAGAGAGGACUGGUGCAUAUCGGACGAGCAAUAUCCGGAUGAAGAGUUGCAGAAGGCCAUGGAAUGGGCUUGUCACAACGGAGCAAACUGCGACAGCCUACAGCCAAACAGACCCUGCUUCCUUCCCAAUACGGUCAGGGACCAUGCUUCCUACGCAUUCAACAGCUACUAUCAGAACAUGAAACACAAAGGAGCCAGUUGUUACUUCCUUGGUGCUGCAGUUUUAACUGCCCUCAAUCCAAGCCACGGUUCGUGCAAGUUUGAGACGCUUCCCUGAACAGAAUUGCUGAAGACAUUAUUCAUCUGGGAGGUCAAUCAGGUCUUUUUAUCAUAUACGAGUUAAGGAGAGAGUUUGAAUGAAUGUAAACAAUGUCCAAAGUAAGACCUGGAUGUGCAUGUUUACAACCCUUUUCCAUUUCCACUUUUAUAGCUCCUUUGUCAUUUGAAUGUGAUCCUAAUUUAUGAUUCAUCAAAAGUGUAUUUAUUUUGGCCCA